UUUCUUUAAAUAGUCGUUGCUGUGUCCUCGGAAUACAUCUCUGGUAACGAUAUUCAUAACUGAAAUAUGACAAUAAUUCUACUAUUCUUUUGUAUCUGACUUGUGCCAAGUAUAAAGUUGAAGAUCCUAUUCAGUUUCAUAUCAUCGGACUGUAAAUUACUUUUCAUUAAUGCUACUUGAGUGAUAUCAAAAGCAAUUAAAAAAUCAAAACUUUAUAAGUCUAUUUUACGAUUCGUAUCGUAAAAUCGUUUUCAAAGUCCACCGAAAGAAAACGCGCUGCGAUCUUUUCGGCAUCUUUCUCUGAUGUUUGAUAGUAAAGCCUAUUACACAAUGCAAAGAAACAGGAACAGGAAAUAACCAAUCGCAUUGCUCGAUUUGGUCAUCCGUAUGUACCCAAAUCGUGUAAACGCGAAAUGCUCCGCGCCUCGCGGCGCUACGCCACUGCCGCCGACGUGACGUCACACCCCCACCACGACCACCGAGUGGGGGUAUAUAAGCCGCGCCGCGCCGAACAUCUAGCCUUUCCUAGGCUGCGGUCUGAAAUAAGCUUACGGCGCUCACGACGCUGAAGGCGCUUACAGGCGGUCCGAUUCAAAUAGCACGUUGUAGAUGCUUUCGUUUCGGACCGGCUAUAAGCUUGCUCACGUUCUAUAAAUGGAAAUAAAUCUCGUUAAAAUGGAGGCUGUUCAGCAAAAAGCUGUAUUGUUCCAAUGUUCGGAAUUGUGUUGUGAAAGCGAUGAUAGUGAUAUAGAAUUUGUGAGAUAUAUAUUUGUAAGUAGUGAUGAUAGUGAAGAGGAAAAUGUUAUAUCAGUCAUACAGUUACAUUUGAAUAAACGAAGAGAUAAAGUGGAAAUAAGACCUCGCGUGAAGAAUUAUAUUGAAAGAAUUGUUCCAAACUACACCGCAGAAGAAUUUAAAACGCACUUCAGAUUGUUGCCUGCAACUUUUGAAUUCCUGUUAGGAUUGAUAGGACCUGCAUUAAGUACAACGAAGUUAAGUGGAGGCAGGAAACCUAUAUCAGCACAAAAGCAACGCUAUAGUACAUCAAGUUUCCCGCGUUUAUAACAUCAGUGCUCACGGCGACCCACCGUUCGACCAUGGGCAGCGUGAGCACAGCAGGUAUGACGUCACUUCGCUAUGGUGAGCUCACUUAAGCCAUUUCGGAACGGUCGUGAGCGCGCCGUAGCGCUGUGAGCGCGUUUCGGACCGCAGGGCUAGUCGGGCGCUCCCGACUCCAGUUCGCCGUACGGCCGACGGGUCGCGCUACGUUACGACUACGUCUUCCGACUAAUUGUAGACCAGGCUUUAUAAUUACUGCACAAGUAGCACCUCCGACCCAUUUUUCAUAAAUGUCUUCAAAAAGAAGAAUAAAAUCAACCGACACGUGAUCGACACGAACCGUAAUUCGUAUGCAUAUUUAGGUUAGACUGGCAAUUUCCAACGCAUGCGCAAACGGGCCGAGGUGCACUAUCUCUACCGUUCUAUGACUCUAUUCCAUACGCUCUAUUCCGUACCAUGUGACUUCAGCCUUAUGAAAGAAAGCGAUAAAUCAAAACUUUUGCGGAAAUGGCGGAUUUGCAUGUGAUUUCCUUGAAAAGGUUAACCUCCAAAAUUCGCCGUCAAAACUUGAUGUACUUGUCGCGUUACGUACGAGAGGUUAGGUUUGACGUCGCGGUAUCGUCCGGUGCGCCUAAUAGAGAGAGUUGCCGUCCUGGAGGUACGUCGUUGCUCGUCGUUCGCGGCAGGACGGGUUAUAAUUCACCGACGUAAACCUGACACGUACGAUCCACGAAGAUACUUCAAGUCCGAAAUGCCGACGUGAUAUUCGCAGGUUCGCGCCAUCGUUCUCGUUCGCGGCGCGAACCUGCGAAUAUCUCGUCGGCAUUUCGGAGCACCUCCCAGCACAUCGCGCCGAACACGUCGCCAGUGUCACUGGAUGCUCCAAUCUUGCGGCGAGGAUCGAGGCUGCGGGAGCGAGCAACGAUGCCCAACGGAGCGAAUUUGAGGUAUACCUGCGUAAA
Ooceraea biroi (clonal raider ant) is the source of this 2021-nucleotide messenger RNA. RefSeq lists its product as uncharacterized. The record is from RefSeq and is a predicted model, not a curated record. NCBI's taxonomy places the organism in Eukaryota, Metazoa, Arthropoda, Insecta, Hymenoptera, Formicidae.